UCGUAGGCUCACAACUCUCAAUAUCCUCAAAAUUAUAAAAACUCUUUUUCAAUUAUUCCAUUAUUAAUUCCAAUGAAUCUUCCACGAAAUUUUCGUUAUCUUUGUCGGACGCGGUAGCAUUUUCGUUUUCGGUAAUUUAGCCGAACGUCCGUCUAUCGGCCGUUCGGCUGUUAACGGAGGUCUUCGUUAGAACGGCGCCAUAUUAAAUUUUGAACGAUCACUUACAGAUAUCUCGCGGUGCCGGUUAGUAGUGUACUCAAUCGCGUUGGACUUGCUUGGUGUGUUGUGAAGAACAAAUUAAAAUAUAAACAAAAUGAGUUCAAAAGAAAAUAACGAAGUUGCGGUUGACAAGAUCGAGAAUGAUCAGAAUUCCGGAGAUGCGAAAUGUGAAUUAAAAGGAACGAAGAGAGCGGCAGAGGACAAAACAGAUGACGCGAAAAAGGCAAGGAAAGAUAAAGAGGAGAAUGGUGCAGGAUCCGCAGGUGAAGAAGUAGAGGAAGAAGAAGAGGAUUAUGAUGAAGAUAUCCCAGAAGGUUUCGAUGAGGAAAUUGAGGGAGACGAGGAAGAUGACGAUGAUGAAGAAGAGGCAGUAGAAGGAGAAGAAAGUGUAGGUGAAGAAGAAGAUGAUGCAUAAUAAUAUUGGGUAGCUGUACGGCUAUCUGUGUGAACAACUAGUGACAGACUAUUGAAGUGCAAAGUCCCAAGCUACAUUGUGACUGUAAAUAGACUCGACAAAUUCUCAAUAAUUAUUUUGUGUAAUUUCACCUCAAUCAGCAUCCAACCACAUCCGAAUUGUUAAAAAAUCGAAGUUCGUUUGAUAGUCUAGGAAAAUAUUACAUAUUUGUGUUCACGAUCUACCUUGUGACCUUUGCAGCAAUAUCUAACGGAGAAUUUGUUUUGAACUGCGACAGAACUCGCAGUACCUGACUCUUUCUUAUCGUUUAACUUAUUAUUACGUAUCAUCUUUAAUUUGUAAAAAAAUGUCCAUUUGUGUAAAAAUAGACUUAAAGAUAAGCUUAAGUUUGUCUCUUAGUACAGUAAUUUUUAAUUUUUGGGUUUGAAAUCCAUUGAGAAAUCGUGAAAGUUGAUUGCGAGGAGUUUGCGAUGGUUUUUAACACUGAACAUAUAUUUCUUUUUAUGUUUCUGGCUGGUAUCUGGAUGAAUUGUGUGUUAUUAUCGAUGAUGGCAAUAACAAUAAGUAGGACGGAAUAGAAUUUAAUCCCUGAAACUGUUUUAAAUGCUGUAUCCUGUGUGCAUGAAAAACUUUAAUUUAAUUUCCUGUGUAAUUUAACAUUAUGAAAGUAACAAACUUGAGCUGAAUCCGUUGAAUUGUGUUUUUUUUUCGAAUCAUCAAAAUUUCGAAUUUAAUUUAGGUGAUUGUUACGAACUGAAACAUUUUGGUUUCAUCCAUUCCACAAACAAAGUAAUUCUGUCGAAACGAGUUACAACUAUGUGAUAUAUAUAUUCAAUGAGUCUUAUCAGUAAAUUUUUUGUAGAAAGUUGAGAGGCCAAAAAAAUUAACAAAUUUUUUCGUGAAUAUUUAAUUGUUUUGGCUUUCUACACAAGAAAUUUCUUGAUGAAAUGAGGUUAUGUAUAUCUUGGAUGGUGAAAAUAUUUCGCCUAUUUUACUUAUUUUGUAGACAAAGUUUGACGACAUAACUAAAUUUUUUUUGUAACAGUGCUGUAUGAACUUUCUUGAGUGAUUAUAAAAAUGGAUACAAAUUGUUUCAUA
This is a messenger RNA of Harmonia axyridis, 1732 nucleotides long. RefSeq names its product acidic leucine-rich nuclear phosphoprotein 32 family member B (gene Bacc). NCBI's taxonomy places the organism in Eukaryota, Metazoa, Arthropoda, Insecta, Coleoptera, Coccinellidae. The transcript has 3 exons. The record is from RefSeq and is a predicted model, not a curated record. The coding region runs from base 314 to 634 and encodes 106 amino acids.